This is a messenger RNA of Parnassius apollo (apollo), 1218 nucleotides long. Lineage: Eukaryota; Metazoa; Arthropoda; Insecta; Lepidoptera; Papilionidae. The record is from the annotation of a GenBank genome assembly.
AUGAGGAAUCCGAAAUACGACGAACGUCGAUUCGAAGAGAAUUACAACAGAAGGCAAAGAGAAGAUGCAUAUCAUUCAAGAGAAGAUCCAAGAAGUUAUAACCGUUACAAUCAAUACGAUGAAAAGGCACCUAAGCGACGCGAAAUGGCCGACGGCAGAGAUUAUCGAGAAAGACGCGGUCCCCCUGAUGUCGAGCGUUACCGUGACAGAGAAUAUACAGAAAAAAAGGAGAGAUAUCGUGAAGACAGAUAUUCAGUUGAAAGGAACCGUGACUUCCGACGAGAACAUCCUGCCAGAAUCGAGAAACCACCAUUGCCACCACCCAGAGACUAUUCCAAGUCCAAGAGUCCAGUAGAUCGCUACAGGGAAAAGAGUAGAAGAUUGGAGAAUAGAGAAGAGCGUGAUGAUCGCGGAAGGCCACCGAGGGAGACAAAAGACAGGGUGGAAAGGAGAGAGCGGAGUGGAGAGGAGAGGCGCGAGAGAGUGCGUAGAAGUGAGGAGCGUCCACGUGGGCCGAAUAACGAUUCUCGUCCUAGAGAGCGGAAGAGCAGGUUUGCUGAUAUUGAUGACAAGAAGGAAUAUGAUUGGGGAAAAGCGGAAGUAAAGAAAGAAGGGAACAAAACUGAAGUUGAGAAGGAAAAACCAAAUUUCGGGCUCUCUGGCAAGCUGACUGCGGAUACUAAUACAGUGAACGGUGUAGUUAUUAAGUACUCUGAGCCGGAUGAUGCAAAACAACCAAAACGAAGAUGGAGGUUCUAUCCGUUUAAGGGCGACAAAGCGUUACCCAUUUUGUACAUUCAUCGACAAUCCUGUUUCCUGAUCGGUCGAGACAAGAAAGUGGUGGAUAUCCCGCUGGAUCAUCCUUCCAUAAGCAAGCAACAUGCAGCACUUCAGUACAGAGCCACGCCGUUCACCAGGCCCGACGGUUCUCAGGGCAGACGCGUUAGACCAUAUAUUAUCGAUCUUGAUUCUGCAAAUGGAACCUUCGUGAAUAACAAGAAAAUAGAGCCCCGCCGCUAUGUAGAAUUACUCGAACGUGAUGUCGUUAAAUUUGGUUUCUCGCUGCGGGAGUAUGUGCUUCUGCAUGAGAACAGUAAAGAUGACGCACAGGAUGACGAUAACCAGGAACCGCCUGCUUUGGGUGCUGCCGUUACCACCGCUGAUCAGAUUAAACAAGAGAAACGCAUUAAAGAGGAAAUGGUAGCAGAUGGUGAAUGA